UCCGCCGCCCUCCAGUUCGCCGGGCCCCCGCCGUCAGCCCGCCGGAUCCCGCCGCUGCCGGAGCCGCAGCGUUUCCCGUCGCAUCUCCGAGCCACCCCCCUCCCUCUCCCUCCUUCCCAUCCCCCCUUCUUUUCAAGCGUGAGACUCGUGAUCCUUCCGCCGCUUCCCUUCUUCAUUGACUCGGAAAAAAAAUCCCCGAGGAAAUUAUAAUAUUCAAAGUACUUAUUUUCAAUCAAGUAUUUGCCCCCGUUUCACGUGAUAUAUAUUUUUUAAGAUUAUCCCCUCCCUUUUUCCCCUCCAAGGAAAGGGAGGGGAAAGAACUGUAUUUUUUUCCCAGUCCCAAAUCAUCUAUAUGUUAAAUAUCCAUACUGAUUUGUCUUGAAGGAGAAACAUCGCUUGUUUUUUUAUAGCUGUACAAAAGGAGUGAAAAGCCGAGAGGAAGAAGUCUAUUUUUUUUUCCUUCUUGUGGAAGAACUUAAUGCUGCAUUUAUCAUUAACCUAACACCCCAACAUAAAACAAAAGGAAGAAAAGGAGGAAGGAAGGAAAAGAGGGUGAUUCGGGAAGAGAGUGAUCAUGUCAGGGCGGCCCAGAACCACCUCCUUUGCGGAGAGCUGCAAGCCAGUGCAGCAGCCUUCAGCUUUUGGCAGCAUGAAAGUUAGCAGAGACAAAGAUGGCAGCAAGGUAACCACAGUGGUGGCAACUCCUGGGCAGGGUCCCGAUAGGCCACAAGAAGUCAGCUAUACAGACACUAAAGUGAUUGGAAAUGGGUCAUUUGGUGUGGUAUAUCAAGCCAAACUUUGUGAUUCAGGAGAACUGGUUGCCAUCAAGAAAGUAUUGCAAGACAAGAGAUUUAAGAACCGAGAGCUCCAAAUCAUGAGAAAGCUAGAUCACUGUAACAUAGUCCGAUUGCGUUAUUUCUUCUACUCAAGUGGUGAGAAGAAAGAUGAAGUCUAUCUUAAUCUGGUGCUGGACUAUGUUCCGGAAACAGUAUACAGAGUUGCCAGACACUAUAGUCGAGCCAAACAGACGCUCCCUGUGAUCUAUGUCAAGUUGUAUAUGUAUCAGCUGUUCCGAAGUUUAGCCUAUAUCCAUUCCUUUGGAAUAUGCCAUCGGGAUAUUAAACCACAGAACCUCUUGUUGGAUCCUGAUACAGCUGUCUUAAAACUCUGUGACUUUGGAAGUGCAAAGCAGCUGGUCCGAGGAGAACCCAAUGUUUCGUAUAUCUGUUCUCGGUACUAUAGGGCACCAGAGUUGAUCUUUGGAGCCACUGAUUAUACCUCUAGUAUAGACGUAUGGUCUGCAGGUUGUGUGUUGGCUGAGCUGUUGCUAGGACAACCAAUAUUUCCAGGGGACAGUGGUGUGGAUCAAUUGGUGGAAAUAAUCAAGGUCCUGGGGACACCAACAAGGGAGCAAAUUAGAGAAAUGAACCCAAACUACACAGAAUUCAAAUUCCCUCAAAUUAAGGCACAUCCUUGGACUAAGGAUUCGUCAGGAACAGGACAUUUCACCUCAGGAGUGCGGGUCUUCCGACCCCGGACUCCACCGGAGGCAAUUGCACUGUGUAGCCGUCUGCUGGAGUAUACACCAACUGCCCGAUUGACACCACUGGAAGCUUGUGCACAUUCAUUUUUUGAUGAACUAAGGGACCCAAAUGUCAAACUACCAAAUGGGCGAGACACACCUGCACUCUUCAACUUCACCACUCAAGAACUGUCAAGUAAUCCACCUCUAGCUACCAUUCUUAUUCCUCCUCAUGCUCGGAUUCAAGCAGCUGCUUCAACCCCUCCAAAUGCCACAGCAGCCUCAGGUUGAAAACCCUUCUAACAGAAAAGGGAAUCAUGAUAGGAGUUGGACAAGAUGCUAAUGCUGGAGACCGUGGACAGACCAACAGCGCUGCUUCUGCAUCAGCUUCCAACUCCACCUGAACAGCCCCAGCGGCCAGCUGCACAGGAAAAACCACCAGUUACUUGAGUGUCACUCAGCAACACUGGUCACGUUUGGAAAGAAAAUUAAAAAGAGAAAAAAAACCUGCUCAUUUUAGUGUUCAAUUUUUUUAUUAUUAUUGUUGUUCUUAUUUAACCUUGUAAAAUAUCUAUAAAUACAAACCAAUUUCAUUGUAUUCUCACUUUGAGGGAGAUCCAGGGGGUGGGAGGGGUUGUGGGGAGGGAAGCGGAGCACUAGAACACACAAUCUCUCUCCCACGACAAUCUUUUUUAUCAAAAGUCUGCUGUUGUAUACUUUAAAAACAGGACUCCUGCCUCAUGCCCCUUCCACAAAGAAGAAGACUUUGUUCUGUGCUGAAGUUUUUUUGAACUUUGUUUUCUUUUCAAGUCAAGUGUAAGACUUUGGGCUAGUGCACAGCUUGAAAUUGGUUGGGAGCUUUAGCAGGUAUAACUCAGUGGGGACUUAAAUGUCACUUGUAAAAUUAAUCCAUAUCCUCUGGUAUUUGAAGACUUGCCUUUGGCAUAUUGGUGGCAGGUGUGGCAGACAAAAGGAAAUGUGUAUCAUUUGUAUGUAACCCAGGGAGGUCAAUAAAGUUUGAAGAUUCUUAAUUGACUUGAUAAGGUCUUGUUUUGCUCGUAAUCAGUGCUAGUGGUGAAGAAACUCAAGAGGAGGCGAUCAGAGGAGCAAGCGUGCUCCGAGUGCAGGUCUUUGUUUGCCUGACUGAAGGUUCUCUGCAGAUCUUAGUACAGUUUAACCUAGUGGCCUAGGAGAAGGCUGAGAGGGUGUUGAGCCAGUCACUCUGGCUGCAGCGGUCAAAAGCUGAUGAACCUGGAGGAAGGGCACAGGCCAAGGCCAGAUCUCAGCACUGUGAAAGAAUUUGUCCAGACUUGUUUCUAAAGUUGCUUCCCUUGGAAAGAGACACUUGAGAGAGGACAUUUUAGUUAAAUAAUGUGAACUGUAACAGUCUACUGGUUUAUUUUUCAUAUUUUUUAAUUACAAAUUGAGCUUGCAGAAAUUGCCACAUUCUGCACAUAGUUCUAAUUUUAAAUCCAAAUCUAGAAAUCUGUAUUUAAUUUCAGCUUUUUUUAACCUCAUGCUUUUAAAUUUUUAUUUAUUGAUGUAUGUCAGAUAGACCAUUAUGAUUUUAGAUGGUAGGAAUUUUAAGAACUACACAUCAAAAUGGUAUAAACAGUCACGUGUACUGCUGACUUUAUAGGAAAGCUGAUUAUAUAAAUGUGUGUAUGUAUAUAUGUUAUAUAUACAUAGAUUCAAUACUGCCUUUUAUUUUUGUUUUUGUCCACAGUAUCAAAAUCAACUGGUUGAAGCAUGAGAAGAAGAAUGUUUCCCCCCACACCCAGUUAAGAGUUUUUGUUCUGUUCUCUUUGUGUAUCAGUGAACGGUGUAAGACUCAGUCUCUGUUUUUGAAGAAAAAGCAAUAUUCCGUGGAAAGCAAAGAGGAUUGAAGGAUUAUGUUUGCAGUGAGGAAAUAGAUUUUCACAACUAGUUUGUUUUAUACUUUUAAGGUUGCCAUCUUUGUGGGCCUUAUAUACUCGAAAAUGAACCUUAGUCACCUUGGUGCUUAUGGGCCAUUACUUGACCUAUGAAUCUUUAAGGCACAAUCAGUUGUACUUUACAUUUAAAGAUCACUUGAGUGAUGGCCGCCUUUCCUUUCUACCACUCUUUCCCUACACACCUUCCAAGGUUAGCUGAUGACUGCAGGGCUGAGGAGCUGAGCCCUAGACUGUGUGUAGCCUCCCUUCACCCUCAUUGCCACCUGAGGUCAUGUUCGGGAUCUUGCGCCCUCCCUGUGAUUGGGAAGUGGAGUCUCUUGACGGCCCUCACGCAGGUCCCAGUUCCCUGUCCUGCUUCUUAACCAAGUAUGUGUGACUCUCCAAGAGAGUCCUACUGCCUGCUGAAGUGAACCAGUACCCGGAAGGGCAACUGUGAGCCGUCUUAGUUUUCACUCACUGUUUAGCUAAGCUCUUAGGCCACAAAAAGGGUUUCUCAAACCUCUGGUUGUAUCAGAGUUCGUGAGAAAGGAAACACACUCGGUCAAACCAAAUCAAACAAAUUGACUUUUACAUUUUCUAAUGGGCUUCUGAGAGCUAAUUAAGAUUUGAAAGAAGUCUGAAUCAAAGUAUUUGGCUGGGUAAUUCCUAAAGGGAAUGGCUUUGAUAGACCAUUUUCAGAAAAGAUUUAUAAAGAAGCUGAACAGCAGGUCUCUGACAGAGAAGUAAACCUGCUUUCACACCAGACUGCCCAGCCAAACAUUUGGACACAGACACUACUCUGGACUUGGUAUACCCACUAGAGUCCAUAAAAAUCUGUGCUUGUUUUGGGAAACACUCCCCCCUCCUUUGCCCCCAUAAUUGGGGUAAGAGAAGAAGAGAGAAAAGUACAAUGCUUUUCUCUCAUUUUAUUGUGUGUGUGUGUGUGUGUGAGGGCUGAGGUGUGUGAUUUUUCUUUCUCAAGGAUCAUGGCGGUAUCACAGAACUCUUUUAUACAAGUGAGAUCCAGGUCUCUGAAUAUCUUUUUGUAAAUAAUAAUAAUAAUAAUAAUAAUAAUAAAAGCUCCUCACCAAAUUCAAGCUUGUACAUUAUAUUUUCUUUCAGUGUUUUUAAAUUUAAGUUUUAUUGUUUUGUAUGUAAAUAUGUGGACCCAGGAACUGUUAUUAAUGAGCAAAAAGUUACUGUUCAGGGCAGUGAUUCUGUUUAAUAAUCAGACAAAAUGUAGACGAGCUUUUUAAAGCCAUAUAGUUUUAACUCUGUACAGUAGGUACCGGCCUGUAUUAUUGUAACAAUAACUCUAGCAAUGUAUAGUGUAUCUAUAUAGUUUGGAGUGCCUUCGCUUCCAUGUGUUUGUUUUUUGUUUUUGUUUUUCAUUUUUUAAGUUUUAAUUGGUUUUUCUAUCCAUGUGUCCCUGUCCUGCCCCUUUCCCUUUGAAAUACUAGCUCGCUCCUAACAGUGUCUUUGCCCCUUCCACAGUUAACUUCAGUGAUACCAUGCUCAGGAGUGGAAAGAGGAAACCAUGUUCAUGAUCUCAUUUCAUUUAAGCCCUGCCUUGGUUUUGGUUCUGAACAGUUGUUUCCUCCUCAGUCAGUACCAGUGACGAGUUUCAUUUCAUACUUAAGUCCAUCCAGGGACUUAGUGUAGUGCCAGCGAGCCCUAGAUCUGGAAGAUACCGAAUAGAUUCGAGUUUGCUCAUCUCUUCCCCAAAUCCUAACCAUGGGUCUUACAGACAGCAGAUUCCGGGAGCCUUACAUGCCCUCCUCUUUAUCUGCUUCCCUCCUGAUAUAUAUAUAGAGAGAGAGAUGGUUUUAUAAAUCAGAGUUUCUUAAUAGUAUUGAGUUUUGAUACAUCAGUGGUCUAAAAUGCUACAGUGCAAUUAAUUACUAGCAGUUACUGCACUGAACUCCAGCGUGCUGAUAGAGGGCUGUCGUUGUAACAAGGGAACUUUUAGCUCAUCCCCUCCCUCCUGCCACCUCUACCCCUGUUUAGUAAAAUGUCAUUUUAAUUUCGUUCUUAAAAAAAUAAGUUUAAUUCUUACUGUGUGCCCAUCAUGAAGGCCUUUUUUGAAAGAAAAAAAUCAAAAUCAUUUGUUUUGCCUCCGAGUACUCCAUAUAAGAUGUCUUGAGUAGUAGAAAAAAAAAAACUUUACCAAACCAAAGGUUGCUAUUUUUGAAACAUCGUGUGUUCAUUCCAGCAAGGCAGAAGACUGCACCUUCUUUCCAGUGACAUGUUGUGUCAGUUUUUUAAGUCCUCUUAAUUUUUAGACACAUAUUUUUGGUUUGUGUUUUAACAAAGCCUACCUGACCAGUCAUCUUGUCUGCACCAAUGCAAAGGUUUCUGAGAGGACUACUGUAUUCUCUAUCCCUGUGGAUAUAAAGACACUGGCAUUUCAUUUCUUUUUCCCUUUCCUUUUUAAGGGAUUUAACUUUGGAAUCUUCCAAAGGAAGUUUGGCCAAUGCCAGAUCCCCAGGAGUUUGGGGGUUUUUUUCUUUGUUUUAAACCAAAAUUGUAUCUGAUUUCUAUUGUUGAUGUUAGUGAUCAUCUAAUCACAGAGCCGAACACUUUCUCCCCUAUAUAGAAAAAUAAAGUUAAGCAUGCUUUCCAAUAAAAUCUGUCUUUUCUAGUAGAAACCUGAGCCACUGAAAAUAAGAGAGAAAAGCAGAAUAGAGUCCCAGACUAAGGUCUACGUUUGAGAGGCUUUGAAAGUAAUCCCUGGGGUUUGGAUUAUUUUCACAAGGGUUAUGACGUUUUAUUCAUGUUUGUUGCUCCGUUUUGUACCUCUGCAAUAAAAGCAAAAUGACAACCAGUACAUAAGGAGUUAGCUUGACAAAGUAGACUUCCUUGUGUUCAUUUUUGUUUGUUUUUUUUUUCUUAUUAUAUCUGUCUACAGGCAGAUACAGAUAGAUGUAUGAAAAUGUGCUUGCCUGUAAAAUUUGCAUUUAUAAGUGUGUUGCCGAUGGAUCACUUGGGCCUGUACACAUACCAAUUAGCGUGACCACUUCCAUCUUAAAAACAAAUCUAAACAAAAUUUAUUAUAUAUAUAUAUAUAUAUAUAUAUAAAGGACUGUGGGUUGUAUACAAACUAUUGCAAACACUUGUGCAAAUCUGUCUUGAUAUAAAGGAAAAGCAAAAUCUGUAUAACAUUAUUACUACUUGAAUGCCUCUGUGACUGAUAUUUUUUUCAUUUUAAAUAUAAACUUUUUUGUGAAAAGUAUGCUCAAUGUUUUUUUUCCCCUUUCCCCAUUCCCUUGUAAAUACAUUUCGUUCUAUGUGACUUGGUUUGGAAAUAGUUAACUGGUACUGUAAUUUGCAUUAAAUAAAAAGUAGGUUAGCCUGGAAAUGAAAUUAAAA
Molecule: messenger RNA, 6804 nt
Organism: Prionailurus viverrinus (fishing cat)
Lineage: Eukaryota; Metazoa; Chordata; Mammalia; Carnivora; Felidae
Gene: GSK3B
Product: glycogen synthase kinase 3 beta
Exons: 13
Coding region: 575-1813 (412 amino acids)
Biological process (GO): negative regulation of canonical Wnt signaling pathway; regulation of neuron projection development; extrinsic apoptotic signaling pathway in absence of ligand
Cellular component (GO): nucleus; cytoplasm; cytosol
Molecular function (GO): ATP binding; protein serine/threonine kinase activity; tau-protein kinase activity
Source: RefSeq, a predicted model, not a curated record